This is a messenger RNA of Astyanax mexicanus (Mexican tetra), 3249 nucleotides long. It is a transcript of the gene trpc4b, whose product is annotated as transient receptor potential cation channel, subfamily C, member 4b. The record is from RefSeq and is a predicted model, not a curated record. Gene Ontology annotation, molecular function: store-operated calcium channel activity; protein binding; inositol 1,4,5 trisphosphate binding. Gene Ontology annotation, biological process: regulation of cytosolic calcium ion concentration; manganese ion transport; calcium ion transmembrane transport. The coding region runs from base 303 to 3053 and encodes 916 amino acids. Gene Ontology annotation, cellular component: cation channel complex; membrane. The transcript is spliced from 11 exons. Lineage: Eukaryota; Metazoa; Chordata; Actinopteri; Characiformes; Acestrorhamphidae.
CUGACUGGGUUUACUGGUUUACUGCGGGUACGGAGCGGCGGAGCGGAGACGCGCGCGCGCGGCUCUACGGAGACAAUGCGCGGGACCGGGGCGCGCUCGCGCUGCGCAGUGAGAGAGAGACGAUCCGCCUCUCCAGCGUAGUGAUUAUGGCGCAGCUGCGGAGCACGGAGACACGCACGAGCACUUCAGCGACACGCACGAGCACUUCAAUCCGGGAAAUUAUCUGGAGUUAAAGUCCGCGGUCGUGACUACUUAAUAUAUAUUUGUUUGAUAUAUGUGUUUAUAGUUGUCUGGUCACCACCAUGUCUCAGCUGUACUACCGGCGGCGGGACCCGUCCUGCUACCGGGACCGUAUCCCCCUGCGGGUGGUGCGGUCGGAGGCGGAACUGUCCUGUCAGGAGAAGGCGUACCUGAGCGCGGUGGAGCGCGGGGACUACGGCAGCGUGAAGCGAGCGCUGGACGAGGCCGAGAUCUACUUCAAGAUCAACAUCAACUGCGUGGACCCGCUGGGACGCACCGCGCUGCUCAUCGCCAUCGAGAACGAGAACCUGGAGCUGAUCGAGCUGCUGCUCAGCUACAACGUUCACGUGGGCGACGCGCUGCUCCACGCCAUACGCAAGGAGGUUGUGGGGGCCGUGGAGCUGCUGCUCAACCAUAAGAAGCCCAGCGGAGAGAAACAGGUUCCUCCUAUACUGCUGGAUAAGCAGUUCUCAGACUUCACUCCGGACAUCACCCCCAUCAUCCUCGCCGCUCACACCAACAACUACGAGAUCAUCAAGCUGCUGGUGCAGAAAGGCGUGUCAGUGCCUCAGCCCCACGAGGUUCGCUGUAACUGCAUGGAGUGCGUGUCCAGCUCGGACGUGGACAGCCUGCGCCACUCCCGCUCCCGUCUCAACAUCUACCGAGCCCUGUCCAGCCCGUCCCUCAUUGCCCUGUCCAGCGAGGACCCCUUCCUCACUGCCUUCCAGCUGAGCUGGGAGCUGCAGGAGCUCAGCAAGGUGGAGAACGAGUUUAAGACGGAGUACGAGGAGCUCUCGCACCAGUGCAAACGAUUCGCCAAAGACCUGCUGGAUCAAACCCGAUCCUCCAGAGAGCUGGAGCUCAUCCUCAACUUCAGAGACGACCUCAGCCUCCUGCAGGACCAGGAGUCCAACAACGAGCUGGCCCGCCUCAAACUCGCCAUCAAGUACCGGCAGAAGGAGUUCGUUGCUCAGCCAAACUGUCAGCAGCUGCUGGCCUCGCGCUGGUACGAUGAGUUCCCGGGUUGGCGGAGGCGGCACUGGGCCGGGAAGUUCAUCACCUGCGUCUUCAUCGGCCUGCUCUUCCCCGCCCUCUCCAUCUGCUACCUGGUGGCGCCCAAAAGCCGCUACGGCCUCUUCAUCCGCAAGCCCUUCAUCAAGUUCAUCUGCCACACGGCCUCCUACCUGACCUUCCUCUUCCUCCUGCUGCUGGCCUCCCAGCACAUCGUCUCCACCAAACCCAACCUCCAGGGCCCGGCACCCACCACUGUGGAGUGGAUGAUCCUGCCCUGGGUUAUAGGGUUCAUCUGGACGGAGAUCAAGCAGAUGUGGGACGGUGGAUUUCAGGAUUAUAUCCAUGACUGGUGGAACCUCAUGGACUUUGUUAUGAACUCUCUGUAUUUGGCCACCAUUUCACUAAAGAUAGUUGCAUAUGUGAAGUACAGCGGCUAUAAACAGAGGGAUAAGUGGGAGAUGUGGCAUCCCACGCUGGUGGCCGAGGCUGUGUUCGCCAUCGCCAACAUCUUCAGCUCCCUGCGGCUGAUCUCGCUCUUCACCGCCAACUCUCACCUGGGUCCUCUGCAGAUCUCACUCGGCCGGAUGCUCCUCGACAUCCUCAAGUUCCUCUUCAUCUACUGCCUGGUGCUGCUGGCCUUCGCCAACGGCCUCAACCAGCUCUACUUCUACUACGACACCAAGGACGACAGAGUCUGCAAGGGCAUCCGCUGUGAACACCAGAACAACGCCUUCUCUACGCUGUUUGAGACGUUGCAGUCUUUGUUCUGGUCCAUAUUUGGUCUGAUCGGUCUGUACGUCACCAACGUUCAAGCGGAUCACAAGUUCACCGAGUUUGUUGGAGCCACCAUGUUCGGCACGUAUAACGUCAUCUCGCUGGUGGUUCUCCUCAACAUGCUCAUCGCCAUGAUGAACAACUCCUAUCAGCACAUUGCUGAUCACGCUGAUAUCGAGUGGAAGUUUGCCAGGACUAAACUGUGGAUGAGUUAUUUUGAAGAAGGAGGAACACUGCCAACACCUUUCAACAUCAUCCCCAGUCCCAAGUCUAUAUGGUACCUCAUUACCUGGAUUAAGAUUCACGUUUUCAGGAGAAAGUCAAAGAGGACGGAGACUUUUGGAGUCCUGGGGAGAAGAGCUGCUGAAAAAGUCAGGCUAAAUAACCAGUACCAGGAAGUGCUGAGGAACCUGGUGAAACGAUACGUAGCAGCUAUGAUUCGAGACGCCAAGACAGAGGAGGGGCUAACAGAGGAGAACUUCAAGGAGCUGAAGCAGGACAUCUCCAGCUUCCGGUACGAGGUUCUGGGGAUGAUGAAGGGGAACCGAACCUGUUUGCCCACACCUAAACUGAGUACAGCAGCUUCAGACUCCGCCCACUCAGACUUUCUGUUCCAGUACUCCACACCUCCUCCUCAGAAGAGCACGGCGAGCGCUCAGAAGAUCAGUCCUGAGCACGUCCUGAAGCCCCCGAGCAGCCUUCUCAACGGCUCUGUGAACUCCUCCAACAAAGAUCUGGCCAGAAAAGACUUCCCCAAAGAUUUAUCAGACUUCGGCCUCCUGCAGAAAUCUCAACCAGCAGCCAGACGUCCUGCUUCAACCUCCAGCAACACCAUCUACCCGCUCUCAGAGGAGGAGUCCGACAGACCUGCAGAGGAGAAGCAGCAGAAAUGGACUGAGGGAGAGGUAGAGAAGGAGUGUGAAGAAAGAGAAGAGAAAGGAGAGGUGGAGGAUCCAGAAGGAAAGAUCAUCAUUAUCUCUCCAAAAGCAGCAAAGACCUGCAGUCUGUCAUCAACAGACACGUAACUCCAAGAAGAUGAAGUGCACUGAACAAAAUGAUGAGUAAAAUUUACUUAAAAAAAGUUUUGAAACUUAAGUAAAAGUAAAGUAAAUUUAAUUUCAUGUAAAUUUUAGUAACUUCAAUUUGGUUUCAAGAGUUAAAUGUUACACAGAGUAAAUAAGUGAACUGAACUUCAGUCAAUCCUUUCUUUUAGUAAACUUU